AGGAGUGUCUUACAGUCUUCUUCUAUCCAUUGCCAGCAACUCUUGCUGGCAGCGAAAACGUUUUUCACAUUUUUUUGAGGAUCAUGAGUCCCCAGACGACAUUGAGACAUAGUAAAGCCUUAGAGGGUUUGCAUGGGGUGCAAGUGUUUCCUCAUUCGCAAUCUGUGUUGGAGGAGAUUAACCAACUAGAGAACUUCCAAUCCAGUCAUGAUAAAUCAUUUAUUACAGCAAAUCAACCAAUAUUGAUACAAGUAUGGCAGCAGAGACCAGCUUGUUUAAGGCCUAUAAGAUGCUGUACGCAAGGUGACCAUAAUCUUGUAGAGACGGUCGCAAAUGUGUUGACAUCACUUCCCUUCAUAGUUCUUGGGAUCCAAACCCCUAGGAAAAAUUUUAAUACUACACUGUAUGCUAAUUCACUAAUUGGAGUGGGAGUUGCCUCUACAUUGUACCAUUCUUCCAGAGGAAAGCUGAGGAAAUACUUAAGGUGGGUCGACUAUACAAUGAUAGCCACUUCCACUGUGUGUCUAUCAAGAGCUAUUCGGAAUGAAAACCCGAAGUUACUGAUGGCAGCUUCGGCUUUGCUUCUACCUGUCCAGCCUCUGAUGGUUUCAGCUGUUCACACUGGGAUGAUGGAGGUUGCAUUUGCUAAAAGAGCCGUAAAUGAUCCAGAAUUAAGGAAAGCUCACGACAUGCAUAAGAUGUCAUCUCUAUUGGGGGCUGCUCUUUUCAUUGCCGAUGAUAUGUUUCCCGGGACGCCUUUCCUUCAUUCCGCAUGGCAUCUGGCAGCGGCAGUUGGUGCCGGCACCUGUAACAAGCUUCUCGAGUAGUGAAUAUCAUAUAGUCAACCCUAUAUCUUCCGUUGAUUCAUUUAUCUUGAGAGCCGGGGAAACGAAAUCGCAUUGUUUUCCAAGCACCAUCAGGG
This is a messenger RNA of Hibiscus syriacus, 922 nucleotides long. RefSeq lists its product as uncharacterized. Lineage: Eukaryota; Viridiplantae; Streptophyta; Magnoliopsida; Malvales; Malvaceae. The record is from RefSeq and is a predicted model, not a curated record. Bases 84 to 827 code for a protein of 247 amino acids. The transcript has 6 exons.